CAAUUCUAAGGGUCCUUUUCUAUCGAUCCUUUCCGCUUUAUGAAGAUUACAUGCAUAUCCCCGACCUUAGAUGACCGGCGAUGGGACGGGUUGGGCAUACGAGGCUGUGCAUUUGUCAUGGGUUAUUGGCCAGCUUCCAACAUAACGUCGUGCUGCGAUGUUGCGAUGCCAACUCUCUUCCACCAUCUUGCUGUGCCGCCGGGUGAUGUAAAAAGGUAGGUGUCUCUUGGCGGGGUUGUGUCGGAAGGCGUGUGAUGAUGAUGGGAUAUCUUAGGGGACUUAGGGGAUGUAAAAGGUUUUAAAGAGUAAAGAGACGAAUCUGUGGAUUGUUCUCGUUUCUCUGCUUGAGUCCGAUAACUACCUACCUACCAGUCUACAUACGCACAUCCUAUUACUCGUCCACCCCAAGAACACUCGCCCAUUUCAUUCAAAUAUUAUACAAUCUAUCAGUACUCUUAUACCUCUAUCAACAAUGCGGUUCAUCAUCUCUCUCGUCAUCCUCGCCACUUGCGCCAUGUGCGCUCCCGCGCCUAUUAACAGCGGCCGCGCAACAACAGUCUCCACCGUUGACGAAGACGCAAAAGUCAUUUACCCUGACUACCGCCGCGCAGAAACCGUAGACGAGGAUGCGAAAGUGAUCUAUCCUGAUUAUUGAAGGGAAUUUUUCAGGAAGCGUGAGCGCUAUGAAAUGGAAUAGUCAGGAUGCGUGUUUGGAUUGUUAGUUAUAUCUUAUUGUUAAAUCCACAAUUCGAAGUUUGCUUGACUCCGGCUUAAGGCUUAGUAAGCAGUUGAUCGAUGUGGUGUUACAUAGCAACACAAAUCUUACUUUUAUUUGGCAACUCUCACC
Annulohypoxylon maeteangense is the source of this 847-nucleotide messenger RNA. RefSeq lists its product as uncharacterized. NCBI's taxonomy places the organism in Eukaryota, Fungi, Ascomycota, Sordariomycetes, Xylariales, Hypoxylaceae. The record is from RefSeq and is a predicted model, not a curated record. The transcript has 2 exons. The coding region runs from base 473 to 655 and encodes 60 amino acids.